GAUUGAGAUUACAAAAAGGUCCAAGCCUCUCCUUUGCAGGUCCCAGGGUGAGUCUCUGCCUAUCCGUCAUUCCUUUUGGUCUUUGGAGUUUUUUUAAAAACUCGGGGAGGAGGGGGGAUUUUCUGGAGGGCAAAAAGUUCCCCUCCUGGGCUCAUGUGCAGGGCUGGGACCAUGAAAAGGAAAGCUUGUUCAGUCCCAGAAGGUAGUGGUCGUGGGCAUUAGGAGCCCUCCCCCCCUGCCCCCCAGAAUAGGCUAGAAGAGAGAGACCUUGGGUCUCUCUCAUCCAUUCUCUGCUCAACACUGACCACCAUGCUGUGCAUAACAGCCGGAGCCAAAGUCAGGCUUCCAGCAGCUGAAGGAAGAUGUACACAGAUGAAACCCAGAAAUCCAGGGGGACCCCCAAACUCGGGAACCCAGGUCCUUCUAUCUGACACCUUUUCCCAUUUGCUGGAUAGGGGGCUCUUUCAGAAGCCUCUUGUUGAAGGACUGGUGUUAAGGAAGACUGGCCAGCAAGGGAACCCCGAGCCGGUAGAGUCGGACACCCAACUCAGAGGCCUCCGUGCCAGAGCCAGGUAGCUGGGACCAGACUGAAGCCUCUCUCCCCAAAGGGCCGGGGAUCCGAUCCUUUGCAGGCCCAGGAGGAUCAUUACAGACUAUUGAGAGUCCAGGAAGCCGUGGCCUGCUCAACCCGCCCCCACCUCCAGCAGGCUCAAAGCCGGCACCCCUCACCUUCAUAAACAAACACCCAGGGACACAGCCUACCUACACAAACCUACAAUAAACACAACCACCAGCAGCCGCAGACACUCCCGCCCAGGACUGCAGGAAUAAAGCUAGGACCGGGGACUUCCAACCUUGCCUCUGAGGCCACCAGGCUUGGUCCCUGCCCCUCUCCGGGCCUCAAUUUCUUCACCUGUAAGAUGGCGGAGGUGCAAAGGGCUGGGAGGGGUGCUGAUCUUCAGCUACUGUUUCUACCUCUCGCUUGGAAAGCCAGUCUCCCAGGUACCGGAACCUGCCCCUCCUACAGGUCUGGUCACUGGCCUUCCCAGGGCCAAGAUGAGGCUGGCCUCCCAGGCCGGGCGGCGCGUAGUAGGAGCGCGGGCGCGCGGCGGGGCGCAGAUGCCCGCAGGUGCUCGGAGUGGGGGUGGGAGUCUGGUCCGGGCCACCGAGAGUGACUAAGGCCCGCGAGGUGCACUGCGCUCCGUUCGGUCACACUGCCCCUCCACCCCCAAUCCGGGGAGGCCGAGACAGAUUCCGUCUAAAGGAGAUCGCGGCUCAACAGGUAAGGACUCGGCUAGGUUCAGGAAUGUGGAAAUACGACUCGGAGCAGCUACGGCGGCGAGCAGCGAGUGCUGCCCGCCCGGAGCCCGCCCGGCCGCGCCAGGGGGAGCGCGGCGAGAAGGGGCCGGGCGCAGGGCCCCGGGCGGGCGGGGGCGCGGGCCCCGGACGGAGCCCCGAGGCUGCUGCGCCAGCCCCGCGGCCCAUCCUGAGCCAGCCGGACGAGUUGUCAAGGUAAUUUCAACAUGUCCGGGUGAUGGAUAGAGACGCAGGGCCGCAGCGGGUGCGGGGGCCCGCGCGCUCGCGGCGGGUGCACGCUCCGAUCUCCCCCGCCCGGGAUGCCCCCCGCCCCCCGGCUCGGCGCGCCCUCUGGGCGGCGAGCGCUCGGCCCGGGCUCGACGCCCAGCGCAGCCCGGGGGAGGGAAGGCGCGUCCCACCCCCGGGGCCUGGAGCCCAAACAGGUGAAAGUACGCGCCCGGCACGCUCGCCGCUACCCGCGAGCCCCGCUGCGGCCGUCCGCGGGCCGCGCUGUGCCUGCUGCGUCCUGGGCUCCGCGCCCCUCGGGAACACUCCUGGCUCGGGGUGGGGGGGGGGGGGGUCGGAUGAGUCUGCGAGGCUGAGGCGAGGGCCGGCCACACGGGCCACUCAGAAACGCCCUUCCCCCCAACUCGGGUCCCUAGGUCUGCUGGAGGAGGCUCCCGAGGCUGCCGGCUCCCCUUCUGCCGCCCCCGCCCACAGGAAUACUCACCCGAGCUUCACGUAGAGGACGCCAAAGCAGAGAAACACGUGACUCGCGGCCCCGGCAAGCGAGCUGCGAGCAGGCGAGCGCGCCCCAGGUAGGAGGAUCCGCCUCCCGCCCG
Molecule: messenger RNA, 2138 nt
Organism: Onychomys torridus (southern grasshopper mouse)
Lineage: Eukaryota; Metazoa; Chordata; Mammalia; Rodentia; Cricetidae
Product: translation initiation factor IF-2-like
Exons: 2
Coding region: 1535-2041 (168 amino acids)
Source: RefSeq, a predicted model, not a curated record